This is a messenger RNA of Eurytemora carolleeae, 678 nucleotides long. RefSeq names its product limbic system-associated membrane protein. Gene Ontology annotation, cellular component: axon; plasma membrane; neuronal cell body. Lineage: Eukaryota; Metazoa; Arthropoda; Copepoda; Calanoida; Temoridae. The record is from RefSeq and is a predicted model, not a curated record. Gene Ontology annotation, molecular function: axon guidance receptor activity. The coding region runs from base 22 to 678 and encodes 218 amino acids. Gene Ontology annotation, biological process: synapse organization; homophilic cell-cell adhesion. The transcript is spliced from 8 exons.
AAACCAACUAUAUCCUGGAGCAUGAAGGGUCGUCAGAUCAGUUUAAAUAUGUUUGGUUCAAAUCAAAACAAUGCUGUUCUUGGAGAAGCGAUACUUCUGGAGAAUAUAUCCCGAGAGCAUGCUGGUAGAUACGAGUGCUCUGCUAACAACGGAGUAGGAUCUGCUGCACUAGCGGAGAUCUCUCUAACUGUUCUUUACACCCCUGAGAUCCGAAUGGAGAGAAGGUUAAGUGCUGACCGAUAUCAGAUUGAACUGGAAAUAUUCUGCACAGUUCACGCCGAACCUAAACCAGUAGUCAGAUGGUACAAGGACUCUAUGCUGCUGGAUCCUGGAACCAAUAGGAUCAUGGAAUCAAACAACAAUAGGCAUAAGCUACAUGUACUGAGAAUGGGUGUGGCUGACCUAGGAAAUUACUCCUGUAUGGCGGAGAAUAGUUUAGGAAAAGAACGAGGAUUUUUGCAGAUUUCAGGGGAGCCGUUGACCCCUGUGAUAACCAGCCCUGAGAUGUCCUUCAAGAGUACAGAGUACACCUUGAGAUGGAAUACAGUUAGCUUACUUGUCAUAUCAGAGUACAGAGUACUAUUCAGACUACGCCAGGCUGGGUAUAGAGGGGAUGAACGUGAAUGGACAAAUAUAAUCCCAACUGUUGAUUCACCAUUGAACACUAACUAUUUUUAA